Molecule: messenger RNA, 1484 nt
Organism: Ricinus communis (castor bean)
Lineage: Eukaryota; Viridiplantae; Streptophyta; Magnoliopsida; Malpighiales; Euphorbiaceae
Product: E3 SUMO-protein ligase MMS21
Exons: 7
Coding region: 149-910 (253 amino acids)
Biological process (GO): protein sumoylation; double-strand break repair via homologous recombination
Cellular component (GO): nucleus; Smc5-Smc6 complex
Molecular function (GO): SUMO ligase activity; zinc ion binding
Source: RefSeq, a predicted model, not a curated record
UCCCUAAGUUUCUGUUCCCUCGUCAAAACUCCCUCCAAAAUACCCUCUGCUCUCGCACACACAUCACUUGCGGAGCCAAGCGCAUCUUCACCAGUGCCACUGAACCUGCCAUCGACGAACCUGUUUCCUCAAACCAAAACCAUCCUACAUGGCAUCCACUUCAGCUUCCCGUGACGGUGGUGUAGCUGGUAGAAUCAGAAACUUAGCCUCAACACUUGCCGCUGAUAACCAGACUCUCCGUACUGAAAUUCUCAAGAGUUUGAUUAUGAUGAAGAAAAUUGCAAUUGACUUGGAGAGUGAUCAUGAAUCUGCACAGGUAAAGGAACUUGAAAAUGCUGUUGUUAAGUUGGUUGAGUCUUACAAAGAUUGUGGACAUCAUGCAUCAGCAAUAGAAUCAGUUGGAAACAUAUACCAGCCCGGGUCAGAGUUAACGGAUUUCAAGAAGUUGCUUCAGGCUGAGUUUGAGAAGCUUAAAUCUGGUUCGACUUCUGAUUUCCAAAAUGAUAUGCUUUUACGUCAGUUUAGAGAAGCUGUCUGGGAUGUUCAUCACAAAGGGCAGCCAAUGCCAGGUGAAGAGCAGGAAGACAUUGUAAUGACAAGUACCCAGUCCAACCUUUUGAAUAUCGUUUGCCCACUGAGUGGAAAGCCUGUUAUUGAACUAGAACAGCCAGUUCGUAGUGUGGAAUGCAAGCAUAUUUAUGAGAAGGAGGCAGUCAUGCAGCACAUAGCAAUGACGAGAGGACAAGCACAAUGCGCCAUAGCAGGUUGCCCUAAGAUUCUGCAGGCAGAAAAAUUAGUAUGUGAUCCAUUUUUAAUUAUUGAAAUUGAGGAAAUGCGAUCGAGUAAACAAACUGCUAGGACUAAUGUUGUAGAAGAUUUCACUGAGCUCGAUGAAGACGAGGGUAACUGAUAAGAGUGCUUACUUGAAGAUGUCAAUCAUAGCUAACAUCAAGAUUCUGAAUACUCAUUAGUCCUCACUUCGGUAAUCUGCUGUAAAUAUGCUAGGGAGAAAUGAAAUAUUAACUUCAGUUUCAUCAUUCUAAGCUCUUCUGAACUCGGACCUUGUGGUAAUCUUUUGUGAACUUGCUUUUGUCUUGAAUGCCAGUGAAAGCAGUAGUAAGUUGCUAUAGUUCCUCGCUAGGCUUGCACAAGUCUGUGGAGGCAAGUUGCGCAAGAAUGACUCUUCAUUUUGAUUAUCAAUUUUGAAAGAUUUUUAUUGAUCUAGUAAUAAGGUCCCCUUUUAUUUAGGGAUGGAAGUUUGUGUUGGUAUUCCUGAAUACCCGAUAGAACGGAUUUGGAAUUUGAUUUUACCAGUGCCGGUUCGGGUAGGGUUCGGAUUUGAAUUGGCAAACACUUGUAUUUGAAUUCGAUUAUGUUAAAUUUUAUUGCAUUUUAUUUUAAUUAUCUAGAACAUUAUUUUAAAUUCUAUUGAAUGUAUUGCUUGGAUUGUAUUAAUAUAUUGAACAUUUAAUAUUGGAUACUUA